AUGACGACUGAGGAUCGGGUAGUGGUCAAAGUGCACCGGCACAACCCUGUGCACCACGAGGAGUCCUACAAGGUGGGUGAGCACGGAGUAGUGCUGGAGGCCUCCCACAGAUCCACCGUGCGGGUGCGGUUGGAUGGCCAUAGUGGCCAGAAUGGCAACUACUUUAAGGUGCAGGCGGUGAAGCCGCUGUUCACCCUUCCCGUGCGGCAUCGCUUCGUUACAGCCAGUGUGUUGCAUUUGGAGAAACUUCCGGGCUUGAUGUUACGAGACUAUGCAGUCUGGGAGAAGGAGCCUGGUGAAGCGAAAGGUCACAUGAUUGGCCGUAUUAUGGAUGUGAAGGAAGAUGGAGCAGGACAACUCUUCUCCGUCCAACCUUACCAAAUGGCAACGUCGGAGUAUGGCCCUCCUGUGACGCGGCCGUGGACAGCGGUGGGGAGCUAUUGCGUGCGACGACCACAGAACAGUGUGCUGAGGAUCGAUUUGGAUCAUGACAGGUACCUAAGAGACCUCAGCUUGCAGGAGAUUCGCAGCAUUGGAUUAGCGGAAGACCUGGGCUUGGAAUAG
Cladocopium goreaui is the source of this 564-nucleotide messenger RNA. Lineage: Eukaryota; Dinophyceae; Suessiales; Symbiodiniaceae. The record is from the annotation of a GenBank genome assembly.